GAUAUGAUAUGUAAGCUCUCCUUAUUGGUCUCGGCUACCUAUUCCCCUCCAUAGGUACGGCGGGGCAGGUAUGUCUUAUGAUAUAUAACCAGGUAUUUGCUGCUUUUCUUUGUUCUACACUCCGCAGGACUCCCUUCAAACCGCACACUCACAGCCCAAUCCUUAAGUAACAUACAUAACACCGCGACAAUGGUUCAGAACAAGGGUAUCUUCUUCAAGAAAAUCCCAACCGGACUGCCGGUGCCGGGGGAGCACCUGGCCGUCGAGACCCGACAGUUCGACGUCGAGCAAGCACCGCCGGCUGGUGGGUUAACGACCAAGAACAUCUACGCUUCCUUCGAUCCUUAUCAACGAGGCCGCAUGCGUGAAGCGCACAUCAAAUCUUACGUUCCUGCCUUCACGCUGGGCAAGCCCAUUGACUGCGGUACUGUUGCCAAGGUCCUCAAGUCGGACAACCCAAAGUUCAAGCCAGGAGAUCUCGUACACGGAGGCAUCCCAUGUGAAGAAUAUUCGGCUAUUUCCAAGGAGCAGGCGGACUCAUUCAAGAAGAUAGAGAACCCAUACAACCUUGACCCCAUGGUUUGGACUGGGGCAUUGGGAAUGCCCGGAUUGACCGCGUACUCCUCGUUGUACGAAAUUGGCAAGCCUGUCAAGGGAGAGACCAUUUUCAUCUCGGCCGCUUCAGGGGCCGUUGGUCAAUUAGUUGGCCAGCUUGCAAAGCGCGAGGGGCUUCGUGUUAUUGGGUCCGUUGGCUCUGACGACAAGUUAGACUUCAUCCUCAAUGAACUGAAAUUCGACGGGGGUUUCAACUACAAGAAAGAGAAGCCGUUGGAUGCCCUGACUCGCCUGGCACCAAAUGGAAUCGAUAUUUACUACGAAAAUGUAGGCGGCGAGCAUCUCGAGGCCGCACUGUAUGCUCUGAACGACUUUGGAAGAAUCGUGGCUUGUGGAAUGAUCAGCGAAUACAACAGGCCCGAUGAGGAGAAAUACGGCAUCAAGAACAUCUGGUUGAUUGUAUCAAAGCGGUUAACAAUGAAGGGUUUCAUUGUAUACGAUAAGAACAUGGGCCCGGUGUACGAGAAAGAGCGGGAUGAGAAUGUCAGCAAGUGGCUCCAUGAGGGCAGUAUCAAAGCGAAGAUGAGCGUCACCGAUGGUAUCGACAAUGGGCCGGAGGGAUUCGUCGGUAUGUUGCAAGGCAAGAACUUCGGAAAGGCUGUCUUGAAGAUUUCGAAUCUAUAAAAGCACUAAGCACUAAGCACUAAGCCCUAUGGCAACGACCAUCC
Amorphotheca resinae ATCC 22711 is the source of this 1283-nucleotide messenger RNA. RefSeq lists its product as hypothetical. NCBI's taxonomy places the organism in Eukaryota, Fungi, Ascomycota, Leotiomycetes, Helotiales, Amorphothecaceae. The transcript is spliced from 2 exons. Gene Ontology annotation, molecular function: oxidoreductase activity, acting on the CH-CH group of donors, NAD or NADP as acceptor. The record is from RefSeq and is a predicted model, not a curated record. The coding region runs from base 190 to 1239 and encodes 349 amino acids.